Molecule: messenger RNA, 3720 nt
Organism: Phalacrocorax carbo (great cormorant)
Lineage: Eukaryota; Metazoa; Chordata; Aves; Suliformes; Phalacrocoracidae
Source: RefSeq, a predicted model, not a curated record
CUGCGCGCUGAGUGCGCCUGCGCGCGUCGCGGGCAGGGACGUGGCCCGGCUGCCGGGACCGGCGGAGCGCGGCGGCGGGGGGCUGCGGGGGACGCCGAUGCUCGCGCCUCCCUGCCGCGGGCAACGCUUCCAAGGUGGCGACAGGCAAGGUUGCAGGAAAGCUGAGCUCCACUCUCUCAUGGGUGAAGAACACCGUAUCACACACCGUCAGUCAAAUGGCCAGUCAGGUGGCAAGUCCAUCUGCCUCAUUACACACUACAUCCUCCUCUACCACUCUGUCUACACCUGCGUUAUCACCAUCCUCACCAACACAGCUGAGUCCAGACGACUUAGAAUUACUCGCUAAACUUGAGGAACAGAACAGACUCUUGGAAACAGAUAGCAAAUCCUUGCGAUCAGUAAAUGGGUCAAGAAGGAAUAGUGGGUCUUCUCUUGUAUCUAGUUCAUCAGCUUCUAGCAAUCUCAGCCAUCUUGAAGAAGACUCAUGGAUCCUGUGGGGGAGGAUUGUGAAUGAAUGGGAAGAUGCACGGAAAAAGAAAGAAAAACAAGUUAAGGAGCUUGUUCGAAAAGGGAUACCUCAUCAUUUCAGAGCAAUCGUUUGGCAACUCUUAUGCAGUGCUCAAAGCAUGCCGAUCAAGGAUCAGUAUUCAGAGCUUUUGAAAAUGACAUCUCCUUGUGAGAAAUUAAUAAGAAGGGACAUUGCUAGAACAUACCCUGAACAUGAUUUUUUUAAAGAAAAAGACAGCCUUGGGCAGGAGGUCUUGUUCAAUGUAAUGAAGGCUUAUUCUUUGGUGGAUCGUGAGGUUGGAUACUGUCAAGGAAGCGCUUUUAUAGUUGGAUUGCUGCUUAUGCAGAUGCCAGAAGAAGAGGCAUUUUGUGUGUUUGUUAAAUUAAUGCAAGAUUACAGACUACGAGAGCUCUUUAAACCAAGCAUGGCUGAACUGGGCCUUUGUAUGUACCAGUUUGAAUGCAUGAUACAGGAGCAUCUUCCGGAGCUUUAUGUGCACUUUCAGUCUCAGAGUUUCCACACUUCUAUGUAUGCAUCGUCAUGGUUUCUAACUAUAUUCCUUACAACUUUUCCACUACCAAUUGCAACAAGAAUAUUUGAUAUCUUUAUGUCUGAGGGUUUAGAGAUAGUAUUUCGAGUAGGGUUAGCAGUACUUCAGAUGAACCAGGCAGAAUUACUGCAGCUUGACAUGGAAGGAAUGUUACAGCACUUUCAAAAGGUCAUUCCACAUCAGUUUGACAGUGGUCCAGACAAAUUAAUCCAAGCAUCUUACCAAGUCAAAUACAAUGCAAAAAAGAUGAAAAAGUUAGAAAAGGAAUACACUACAAUAAAGACAAAAGAAAUGGAAGAACAAGUUGAAAUUAAAAGGUUACGAACUGAAAAUAGGCUUUUGAAACAGCGCAUUGAAACAUUAGAAAAAGAAAGUGCUUCCUUGGCAGAUAGAUUGAUACAGGGACAAGUGACAAGGGCCCAGGAGGCUGAGGAAAACUACCUCAUAAAACGGGAGCUGGCCACCAUCAAACAGCAGAGUGAUGAGGCCAUUACUAAACUGGAGCAAGCUGAGAAUACCAUCAGGGAGCUCCAACAGCAGCAGCAAUGGUUUGGCAAAAAUGAUUGCACAGUGAACUUACAGAUAAACGAUGCAGCCAUUUGUACUUAUUUAAAGCAUAAAUGCAGUUCACGAUACAGUGAAGACUUUGUGCUCCAGCUGGAAAAAGAGCUGGUCCAAGCCAGGCUGAGUGAAGCAGAAUCCCAUUGUGCCCUGAAGGAGAUGCAAGAUAAAGUUCUAGAGAUGGAAAAGAGGAACAGCUCUCUCCCUGAUGAGGAAAAUGUUGCUAGACUACAAGAAGAACUGAUUGCAGUAAAACUCAGAGAAGCAGAAGCUCUGAUGGGUCUCAAAGAACUCAGGCAGCAAGUCAAAGACUUGGAGGAACACUGGCAGCGUCAUCUAGCUCGUACCACUGGAAGAUGGAAAGAUCCUCCCAGAAAAAACACAGUGAAUGAGCUACAGGAUGAGCUGAUGACAGUCCGAUUGAGGGAAGCAGAAACUCAGGCUGAACUGAAAGAGACCAAACAAAGAAUGAUGGAGAUGGAAACACAGAAUCAGAUCAAUAGUAACCAUUUACGAAGGACAGAGCAAGAGGUUACCAACCUACAGGGGAAGGUACAGUAUCUUUCUGCACAGAACAAAGGACUUCUUGCUCAGUUGAACGAAGCGAAACGUAGACAAGCAGAGAUUGAAUGCAAGAGUAAAGAAGAAGUGAUGGCGGUACGGCUCCGCGAGGCAGACCGCAUUGCGGCUGUGGCUGAACUCCAACAGCAUAUUGCUGAAUUAGAAAUACAGAAAGAAGAAGGAAAAAUUCAAGGGCAGCUUAAUAAAUCUGAUUCUAACCAGUACAUCAGAGAACUGAAAGAUCAGAUAGCUGAGCUGCAUCAUGAGAUCAAAUGUCUAAAAGGCCAGAGAGACUUCUCAGACCAACCCACUUUUGAUGGGAUUCACAUUGUCAACCAUUUCACAGGAGAUGAUGAAUCAUUUCAUUCUUCUGAUGAAGAUUUUAUAGCUAACUCCAUACAGGAGAGUGGGAUGAACUUUCAUCUACACAGGAGGACUGGUCAGAUGGCUUUGGAUCACACAGCUGUGGACAGCAGUGACAGUGAUGCUGAGGAAGGUGCCCUUCAGACUGGGAGUCCAGACGAGAUGGUUUCCAAGCAGAGAAGAACAGAAUCUUACUCUACUACUGUGUGAUUAUCACUGUGACUAGCAUUGGAGACUUAUAUUUCCUUAAGGGUCAAGUUGUCAGAUAACUGAAACUACCCAGCAGUUGGUUUAGGUAACUAUUGGAUCCGGUCUGGCCUGUGAUAAAUAUGUCCAGGUACUGUCUGUCUGCAGUCUCUCUUUGCCAAAUCUUGCUAAUGACAUACCGCUGCCAUAAAACAGGCUGGGAAGAAGCUGAUGGAUGACAGUUCUGACAGUAUUACUGAAUGUUCUUUGGUUUAGAAACUGCAAAUAUAUCACUUCUUUAAUGCAUAAGAACCGUUUCUGCUGUUCACAAACACAGGAAUUAUUUUCCUCAAAAGUAAUUGCUGUUGUGCAAUAUUUUAUGCUCUGAACAAAUGUGUGUUUUAUGUGGUUAUCCAUUUGUGAUCAAGAUGGACCCUAGUAAACCAUCUGAUCAUGACCAUAUAUAUAAAAAAUUAUCUUAUGUUUCUCAAAUACUUUUGUUUUUACUGAAGUUAUUGGAUGCCCACAAGAAGGCUUGAAAGAGGAGCCUUUAUCUGUACUACAUCAUAUAUGCAAAUAAUGGUCACUAAUGUCAUAAAGGUGUUUUUCACCACUUUCACUUAAAUCUACACGUAUCUGCUUUUGAUGUUGCUAAACAAUACUUGGUCUGAAUAUAUUAAUGACAAUAAUGUUUAUUUUGUAUAUAUUUAUAUAUCUACACCCAGCUGAAAAUGUACAUUACACCAUUUUAUAUGAGGAAUGUAAAUGUUGCAAUAUUACUGUCUCUGCUAUUCUAACAGGAGAACUAAUUCUGUAUAUAUACACACUAGAAAUUACUAAUAAAGGCAGAACACUAACUUCCUCUUAAGUUUCAGCCUAGCUACACUAACAGGUUCGUGUCAGAAAUGCUUGUUCAAAACACUAUUGACUGAAAUCUUUUACCUUCAUAUAUAUGUAAUGAAAAUAAAUUUUUCAUGAUUUAACAAGGUUA